Eutrema salsugineum is the source of this 2171-nucleotide messenger RNA. Its product is annotated as T-complex protein 1 subunit beta. Bases 239 to 1822 code for a protein of 527 amino acids. The transcript is spliced from 11 exons. Gene Ontology annotation, cellular component: cytosol; chaperonin-containing T-complex. Lineage: Eukaryota; Viridiplantae; Streptophyta; Magnoliopsida; Brassicales; Brassicaceae. Gene Ontology annotation, biological process: protein folding. The record is from RefSeq and is a predicted model, not a curated record. Gene Ontology annotation, molecular function: ATP-dependent protein folding chaperone; ATP binding; ATP hydrolysis activity.
AAUCUGGAAAAUGAGAGGGUACUUUUGUCUUUGGGCUUUUCUUUUAGGGUUCUGAAGAUCUGUGUUUUUGCUCCUUUUGCUCUCCUUCAUUUCUACUCUUCUAAGCACACUCAAUAUUUCGAGUUCCUUUCGGCUUCUUCUUCUUCUUCGUUCGAACGACUCAUCAUCUAUUGAUCCGAGAUUGGACUCGAGAGAUCUCCAACACUGAAGAACCCUCCGUCUUCUCCUGAUCUUCCCAAUGCCGAUCGACAAGAUCUUCAAAGAUGAUGCUAGUGAAGAGAAGGGAGAACGUGCGAGGAUGGCAUCAUUUAUUGGUGCAAUGGCUGUUGCUGAUCUGGUUAAGUCUACCUUAGGACCUAAGGGAAUGGAUAAAAUCUUACAAUCUACUGGUAGAGGUCAUGCAGUCAGUGUUACCAAUGAUGGUGCUACUAUUCUCAAGUCACUACAUAUUGACAACCCCGCAGCUAAAGUUCUUGUUGACAUCUCGAAAGUUCAAGAUGAUGAGGUUGGUGAUGGAACUACUUCUGUUGUUGUCUUGGCGGGGGAGCUUCUUAGAGAAGCAGAAAAGCUUGUUACGUCGAAGAUCCACCCGAUGACGAUCAUAGCAGGUUACAGAAUGGCUGCAGAAUGUGCCCGUGAUGCUUUACUGAAAAGAGUAAUUGAUAAUAAGGAGAACGCAGAGAAGUUCAAGUCAGACUUGAUGAAGAUUGCGAUGACUACGUUAUGCUCCAAAAUUCUCUCGCAAGACAAGGAACACUUUGCAGAAAUGGCCGUAGAUGCUGUUUUCAGGCUAAAGGGAAGCACAAACUUGGAAUCUAUUCAGAUCAUCAAAAAACCUGGAGGGUCCCUGAGGGAUUCCUUUUUGGAUGAAGGGUUUAUUCUUGACAAGAAGAUAGGAAUUGGGCAGCCAAAACGCAUAGAGAAUGCAAAGAUCUUGGUAGCAAAUACUGCAAUGGAUACUGAUAAAGUGAAAAUUUACGGUGCACGUGUACGUGUGGAUUCCAUGACCAAGGUUGCUGAGAUUGAAGGUGCUGAGAAGGAGAAGAUGAAAGACAAGGUGAAGAAGAUCCUAGACCACGGGAUCAACUGCUUUGUUAACAGGCAGCUUAUCUACAAUUUCCCCGAGGAACUCUUUGCGGAUGCUGGUGUACUUGCUAUUGAGCAUGCAGACUUCGAGGGAAUAGAGCGUCUUGGUCUGGUUACAGGUGGUGAAAUCGCUUCGACCUUUGACAACCCAGAGUCUGUUAAGCUUGGGCAUUGCAAGCUCAUCGAAGAAAUCAUGAUUGGAGAAGACAAGCUGAUCCAUUUCUCCGGUGUUGAGAUGGGUCAGGCUUGUUCAAUUGUCUUAAGGGGUGCUAGUCACCAUGUUCUGGACGAGGCUGAAAGAUCACUCCAUGAUGCCUUAUGUGUACUCUCCCAAACAAUCAACGACACUAGAGUGUUGCUUGGAGGCGGAUGGCCCGAGAUGGUGAUGGCAAAGGAAGUAGAUGAUCUUGCCCGUAAAACUGCUGGCAAAAAGUCUCAUGCCAUUGAAGCUUUUUCACGGGCUCUAGUAGCAAUACCGACAACAAUCGCUGACAAUGCUGGUUUAGACAGUGCAGAAUUGGUGGCUCAGCUUCGUGCAGAACACCACAGUGAAAGCAGUAACGCCGGGAUCGAUGUCAUCACUGGAGCUGUAGGAGAUAUGGAGGAGAGAGGAAUCUAUGAAGCAUUCAAAGUGAAGCAAGCGGUGCUACUUUCUGCUACAGAAGCAGCAGAGAUGAUACUGCGAGUGGAUGAGAUCAUUACAUGUGCUCCUAGGAGGAGAGAGGACAGGAUGUGAAACUGAAUACAUGCACGUGGUGGGAGCGAGAAUACAUGAUUACACGAUCACACCCUCCCCUGUGACGUCGAUGUCCAAUGUCAUUAGUUUUGUGUCUUCGAUUUGGAUCAGAAAACAACCUUUAGUGUUUAAUGUUUUGCUCCCUAAACUAAUCACUCUCGUUUUUUGAAGUCUUUUUUCGAAUAUUGUUUUUGAUUAUAAGCUCAGAGGUUUUGACGAAAUGUAAGCUCCAAGGAGUUUAUCUUGUCGUCUAUUUACUUUCAUCCUUUAUUUCUUCUCGAUCUCUAAGCCACCUGCAUCCGCCCGGUUUGAUCUGAAUUUCACUAAUAUUAAUUGGUUAUCUUAAUUA